Molecule: messenger RNA, 1377 nt
Organism: Sceloporus undulatus (fence lizard)
Lineage: Eukaryota; Metazoa; Chordata; Lepidosauria; Squamata; Phrynosomatidae
Exons: 2
Coding region: 162-1211 (349 amino acids)
Source: RefSeq, a predicted model, not a curated record
AACAAGAAGGAACUCAGUGGAAAAGGGAGGGGAUACAGAUUGGAGGACUGCGACUGCACUUUUAAAUUUGGGAGGGAAGUUUAAAAAAAAAGGGGGAAAAGCAGCAGUGAAAUUGGUGAGAUAAAGACAAAGACAAUAAAAGUCACAGUAUUUUUAAUAUAAUGAACACAAGAAAACAAACGCAGAAAAUCAACUCAUUGAAUUCAAAUCAAAGACGAUUGUCUAUAGAAAUGAAUAAGAACACAGACAUGAAUGAAUUAUUUUUGGAGAAAUUUGAUAAUUUAGCUUUAACUGUUAAAAAUUUGUCCAAAGAUUUAAAUAAAGAAUUUAUUAGUUUUAAGAAGGAGAUUAGGGAAGAUUUGAAAGCAAUAAAUCAAACGGUGGACAAAUUAACAAUUGAUGUACAGAAAACAAAACAAAGAUUAGAAAUCUUGGAAUUUAGAAAUGAAAAGCUGGAAAAUGACAUGUCAAAAAUUUUAAAUAAAGGUGAAGAUGAAUUGGAUGCAAGAGCUAUGAUUGAUCUGAAACUAAAAGAAAAGUCUGUUAAAAUCAGAGGGAUUCCAGAGCAAAAAGAUGAAGAUGUUAAUGACAAAUUAAUUGCGGCCAUAGCAAAUUUUAUGAAUAGAGACCCUGAUUCUUUUGGAAAUGAGGUGGACAAGCUCUAUAGAGUGAAUUCUUUAGUUGCAAAACAAAAGGGCCAACCACGGGACGUGUCAGUCCAUUUUGUCCGGAAAAUAGUGAGAGAUAAAUAUUUGAAUUUACAUAACGAAUCCCCUUUUAAAUAUGAAGAUCUGGAACUAAAGGUGAUGAAGGACAUCCCGGGAAGACUUUUGCAGAGAAGAAGAAGUUAUAUUGGUCUAACACAAUUUUUAAGAGCAGAAGGGAUAUCCUACAGGUGGGAUAUCCCAGAAGGCCUUAUUUUUUGGUGGAAGAGAAAAAGAGUGUACAUACAUACCCCUGAACAAGCUAAGAAUUUUUUAAGACAAGUGAAGAAAAAUCAUCAAGUAGGAAAAGAAGGGAAAGACAAGCCCACAAGUGGAGAUCAAACUGGUGAAGGUCUGAGUAAGGAAGAACAAGAAAAGGGUGGUGAAGAAGAAGCUUCUCAAGAGUUAUUAGGUUCAGAGUCAGAAUUAGAAUUUGAUGAUCAAGACCUGUCACAGGAGGAAGAAAGACUGAGCAAAGAAGAACAAAGACAAAGUGGUGAUAAUUGACUAAAUUUUUUGUGCACUGAAUUGUUAAGCUCCCAGUUGAAUUAUCUUCAGAUCUGCUUCAACUAAACAAGAUUAAUUUUUUCUUCCUGCUGGAGAUAUACAACUUAUUUUCAAAUACAACUUAUUUACAUUCUUGUGAUAAUAUAAAUAAAUAAAUAUAAUUAAA